This is a messenger RNA of Blastomyces gilchristii SLH14081, 1614 nucleotides long. RefSeq names its product OrdA protein. Gene Ontology annotation, molecular function: oxidoreductase activity, acting on paired donors, with incorporation or reduction of molecular oxygen; iron ion binding; monooxygenase activity. Bases 1 to 1614 code for a protein of 537 amino acids. The transcript is spliced from 2 exons. NCBI's taxonomy places the organism in Eukaryota, Fungi, Ascomycota, Eurotiomycetes, Onygenales, Ajellomycetaceae. The record is from RefSeq and is a predicted model, not a curated record.
AUGGCGAUUAUGUUCUUGAUCGUAUGGGGACUUGCCCCCCUUAUCUGCUACUUUGUAUAUCACCAGUCGACCCAAGGGAAGAAGCAGCGCAAACUCCCUCCAGGCCCCAAACCUCAUCCAAUUUUAGGAAACCUGAAAGAUUUCCCACCCGAUGGCACGCCUGAAUACCAGCAUUGGAUCAAGCACAAGGACCUGUACGGUGGCAUCAGCUCCGUGACGGUGCUGGGCAUGACGCUCGUCAUCAUCCAUGACAAGCAGGCGACGCACGAGCUGCUGGAACAGACGUCGAGCAAGACCUCUGGACGGCCCACGAUGGUCAUGGCGAACAAACUGUGCGGCUACGAGUCCAUCGUCCUCUGCCAGAGUUAUACGCCUACCUUCCGCCGCUGCCGCAAGUACCUGCACCGGGAGCUGGGGACUAAGGUGUCUGCGGCGCAGUUCCGCAGUGUCCAGGAAACUGAGAUAAAUCGACAGCUUGUGCGGGCGCUGAACGAGCCGGGCAAAUGGUUGGAGCAUUUUAAGACUUCCGCUGGAGCGACUGUCUUGAAAAUGGCAUACGGCUACACCAUCGAGCCGCAUAAGCCUGAUCCCUUGGUUAACUUGAUUGACAAAAUGAUGAUGGAGUUCUCCCUCGCGGCUGUGCCCAUGGCUUGGGCGGUUGAUAUUAUCCCAGCUCUCCGGCAUCUUCCGGAGAAUUUUCCUGGUGCCACUUUCAAGAAGACAGCGCGUAGGUGGAGAAAGUCCAUCCAGGCGAGCGCAUACAUUCCGUACCGAUUUGUCCAGCGCCAAAUGGCCUCGGACCCUGCCCACCAGCUAUCAUACGUAUCAAAGCUUGUCCAACAACUCAGGGGAGAUGAUCAGAACGCCAAGCUGGAACAAGAAGACGAGCAGGCGAUCAUUUGGACCGCAGCUAGUCUAUAUGGAGCUGCCGCAGAUACUACGAUAAUUACUCUCACCAUCUUCACACUAGCCAUGAUCAAAUUCCCACACGUACAACGCAAAGCGCAAGAGGAGCUCGAUCGCGUCGUCGGCACGACCCGCCUGCCAAACUUCGAUGACCGUGACCAGCUACCAUACAUUGACGCCUUGGUCAAAGAGGCCGUGAGAUGGUGGCCUAUCGCGCCUAUGGGCUUCCCCCACACAGCCACUGAGGAUAUCGAGUACAACGGCCUGCAUAUCCCCAAGGGCGCCUUCCUCCUCCCGGCCGUCUGGUGGUUCCUGCACGACCCAGACGUAUACGCCGAUCCAGAAUCAUUCGAUCCAGACCGUUUCCUCGCGCCGCGCAACGAGCCCGAUCCCACGGCAGACGCCUUCGGCUAUGGCCGCAGGAUAUGUCCUGGGCGCUUCUUCGCGGACUCGAGCCUCUACCUCACCAUCGCGCAGUCGCUGGCUGCUUUCAAUAUCCGGCCCGCGGUGGGUGAAGAUGGGAGGGAAAUCGAGGUGGAUGUCAAGCCGAAGCCGGGCAUCUUGACAUAUCCAACCAAGUUUGAUUUCCACAUCGAGCCGAGGAGUGAGGAGCAUGUGCAGCUGAUUAGGGAGCUGGAACGGCAGUAUCCGUGGGAAGCCAGCGAUGCGGAGCUCCUUGAGAGUGUGGAUGAUUUUGAGGCUAUAUAG